CAAAUACUGUCUUUUGUUCUAUCUCAUUUUCGCUUUUAUCUUGCGAGGUUAGGUAUUGUCUACUAAAUCUAGGAGAAACUUGUCUGGGGUCGUGACGUAAUAAACUGUUGGUAGACACUGAUGUGUAUUCAGCCCUACAUACAUCCUAUGACGACUGCGCGGGUAAUGGAUAAAACUCGAUUGCUUUGAUAACCUGGGAAAGUAUACUACUACUUCUUGCGAACGAGCAUCUUUGAUUUUCUGAGAGAUUUGGAGCGUAUUCAAGAAAAUCGGCAUGUCUUCAUCAGGAUAUACACCAGGGCAAACUGACAGCGACGAAUCCGCUAAGGCAGUCGAUCGAGGUGCAACAUCCGCAAUGCCCAAUACCGAGUUAAGUAGCGGUAUCUACGAGGCUGCGAACCAGAAGGCUCCGGCAGGUGAAAAGACUACGGAAGCCGCAUCUUCGUCUUUCGAUUCUUCUGGGGCCAUUGGCAAACAAUUCACGACCGAAGGCGUCGUUGGUGGUACAGCUCAAAAAGUCGGCGGCCCCCUAUCAAAAGACGGUGUAGUAGGAAAACAAUUCACAGACACGGGAUCAAUUGGUGGAACGAUCCAAAACAAGUUGGGGGACGAGAAGAAGAGCUAAGCUAAAGCGGAUGUAGCCUUUCGCAAUUCCUGUAAUUAUACGAGCGAAUAGAAGUCUUCCAAG
Messenger RNA from Hypoxylon trugodes, 688 nucleotides. RefSeq lists its product as uncharacterized. Bases 275 to 625 code for a protein of 116 amino acids. The record is from RefSeq and is a predicted model, not a curated record. The transcript has 3 exons. NCBI's taxonomy places the organism in Eukaryota, Fungi, Ascomycota, Sordariomycetes, Xylariales, Hypoxylaceae.